Messenger RNA from Drosophila sechellia, 924 nucleotides. It is a transcript of the gene Csl4, whose product is annotated as exosome component 1 Csl4. The record is from RefSeq and is a predicted model, not a curated record. Gene Ontology annotation, biological process: RNA processing. Gene Ontology annotation, molecular function: RNA binding. Gene Ontology annotation, cellular component: cytoplasm; nuclear exosome (RNase complex). The transcript is spliced from 2 exons. NCBI's taxonomy places the organism in Eukaryota, Metazoa, Arthropoda, Insecta, Diptera, Drosophilidae. Bases 99 to 713 code for a protein of 204 amino acids.
CACAUUGGUCACACUGCAUUGCACGUGUGUUUUCAUUUGUUGAUGCAGCUUUAUUAUUUAUUUAAUUUAUAAAAAUAAAAACUGUCUCUAGCCUAUAAAUGAGUGAACAGCAGGAUGAGAAUGUAGUCUGCCUGCCCGGGGAGCGACUCUGCAGAUCCGAGGAUAGCAUAGUUCUGGGCAUAGGCACCUACGAGCAGAAUGGCUACGUUUACGCCUCGAAGUCUGGAAUUGUCAACAUCGAAGAUUCGGGUGAUAACUGCCAGGUGGUUAGUGUGCAUAAGCCCGGCUUCCAUCUAACCAUACCAGCCACCGGAGACGUGGUCACAGCCAGAGUUCUCGUCACAACUCCAAAAUUCGCAAAGUGUGCCAUUUUCUGUGUACGAAAUGUGCUGCUGGAAAGCAGCUACCGUGGACUCCUGCGCAAGGAGGAUGUCCGGGAGACCGAAAAAGAUCGCGUCGAUAUCUACAAGUCCUUCCGACCGGGCGAUGUCAUCCUGGCGAGGGUCAUCAACCAACUGGAGCAGACCUUCCUCCUCACCACCGCCGAAAAUGAACUAGGCGUGGUCAUCGCCUAUGCCAGUGAUUACCGAAAGACCCGCGUGCCCAUGGUUCCGGUCGGCUGGAGCGAGAUGCAGUGCCCCCAGACCACGAUCAAGGAGCCACGGAAAGUGGCCAAAGUUCUGCCUGAGAGUUCAAUAAAUGCUGUGAAAUAAGGUCAAUCGCAUGGUAAUCAGACGCCUAAAUUCAUUUGCGGAACUAAAAUGUUUUAGUAAAUGAUUAUUAGCCAAUUAAUUGUAUGUCUUGGCAACCAGACGACGCUGAAAAUGGAUACAAGUUUAUGUUAGCAUUUUAUCCCCAUAGCAACGUUGACAUUUUACAUUAUUUCAAAUCAUUAAAUAAAUCUACACUUAAGUUGAAAAGAAA